Messenger RNA from Histoplasma capsulatum G186AR, 795 nucleotides. RefSeq lists its product as uncharacterized. The transcript has 4 exons. Bases 1 to 795 code for a protein of 264 amino acids. NCBI's taxonomy places the organism in Eukaryota, Fungi, Ascomycota, Eurotiomycetes, Onygenales, Ajellomycetaceae. The record is from RefSeq and is a predicted model, not a curated record.
AUGACAUCUGUCCAGGGGUGGGACGCCAAGGCCCUUCUGCCAGACUCCGCACCUCAAACAAGGAAAAAGGGUGCGAGAGAUGCUUCACAGAGCGGACCGAGUGAACACUGGGGGAUCAUCCCUCGUGUUCCAGGGAGAGGCCAUAAGGAGAUCCUCCGCCACCCUGCAGAUGCUCGAUGCAAUGGAUACGGUAUUCAUAUCAAGACCGGCCGUGUUGGUGGUUAUACCAAUUCUCACUCGAGAUUGACCGCCGAGCCGCUGGGCCUGCGCCAAGACGUUGCGCCGCUCGCAUCUUGGCCGCAAGCCCCCCCGCAGCUCGGGCACCAGCUCAUUGGCCGGGCUGAACAUCGUCGCCUGGCUCUCACUUCUGCAGAGGAGGAGCGUGAGCUUCUUGCUGGGAUCGUGCAGCACGAGGCAAUCAGAAUGGGAGACAGCAAGCAGUUCCUGGUUUGCUGCCGACGGAAACUCACCCUCGCUCAUCCUCACCCCACACACCUGCAGAACAUCAAAGAUAGCAGCACCCAGGAUGGUGGGCGGGGGUGGGGACCUCCGCCGAUGCUUAAGGUUGGAGCGUCGCCCGUUGGCAUUCCUGGUCUACUAGUAAUAAUGUUACAUUUUCGCGGAGGCCCCGCCGUGCUGGAUAAAGGUGAAUAUUCGCCCUUAUGUACCGCUGCAAAUAUAAUCAAGAUUCAUAUCAUCAAAGUAACUACCGUACAAAAUGAAGAUAACAAAAAGCAAGAGAAGACAAAAAAGACAAAAAACCCGGCACCUACAUACAUACAUAAGGAACAUUAG